AUGGCUGAUGAGAGAGAUCUAAUUGAAAUCUUGGAAGAGAAUACUCCUAUUGACAUCAUCAAAUACAUCAACUAUGUUCAUUCACGACAAUGCGGUGCUAUAGCAACUUUUUCCGGCACAACUCGUGACACCUUUGAAGGGAAAACGGUCUUAGAGCUAAGAUAUGAAGCAUACGUUCCAAUGGCAGUACGCUGCAUCAAAUCCAUUUGUUCUUCUGCAAGAGCAUCGUGGAAUCUCAAUUCAAUUGCUGUUGCUCAUCGCGUAGGCCCAGUUCCCGUUGGGGAUAUAAGCGUAUUCAUUGCAGUAUCUUCAGUUCACCGAGCAGAUGGACUGGAUGCUUGUAAAUUUAUUAUAGAUGAGGUGAAGGCUUCAGUUCCAAUAUGGAAGAAGGAAGUCUAUACUAAUGGAGAGGUUUGGAAGGAGAACUCCGAAUUUCUGGAGAGGAGGGAAGAACUUGGGGUUCAGGACCAAACCCGAGGAUGUUGCCGGAGGAAAGUUCAAGUAGAGGAGGAAGCACUGAAUACCAAGAGUUGCUGGGUAAAGGUGAAGGAAAGUGGCGGAGAUUCUUGUAGCGUCAAAAUAUCCAACACGCACCCUGAUGGAGGUCCUUUUUCGUUUUCUUUAGCCUCAAAGAAUUUGAAGCCUCGAAGGGAUUUUAAGGUGUGUUAUGAAUCAGAAAUUAUCAUGAUUGUGAAUGCAUUGAAAGAAGCCACUAAAAUUAAAUCCCUCCUAAGAAACUGUAGCACUGCACUUGGAACUGGAAAGAGACAGCAAAGAACUGAAAAGAAAGAUGACACCAAAAUUCAUGAAGAUUCCACAAUAACCACACUGUAA
Messenger RNA from Fraxinus pennsylvanica, 834 nucleotides. The record is from the annotation of a GenBank genome assembly. NCBI's taxonomy places the organism in Eukaryota, Viridiplantae, Streptophyta, Magnoliopsida, Lamiales, Oleaceae.